UUUCCAUUUACAGGCUUGUAUUGUAUAUCACAUCAUGGAACAAGUUGUGAUUUACGCACUAAACUAACACUACAACUAGACAUUGACAUUUGACUUAAACAAAAGUCUCCUCUUCAAAACAUUCACAUACACAUAUAUACCACAAACCAUAGAUUCCCUUUUGUCUUAUACCUUUUCAAAGUUAUACAACCAAUAAUGGAUGAGCUCCACGAAGCCGCGAUUGCUUAUUACAACAAUGGCUCCAUGGAACAGCAGAAUUUGUCGUGGCAGUUUUUCCGGGCAAUGGACGUUAACGGAGACGGCCGUGUCAGCCUUCAAGAGUACACCGAGUUCUUGCGUCAAACCGCUGGUUUAGCUUGGGUCCAUCCUGAGAUGUUUCGCGAGCUAGACCGAAAUGGAGAUGGUCAGCUCGACUUUUGGGAGGUCUUGACUCUUUACUAUGUGGCUCGGACCAGGACCAUUAGCUGCCGCACGUGCCUCCGGAUUCUCAAUGGCCUAUACUUCACGUGUGUCACAUGCUUUGAGUCUCCAUGUGGCAACACGUUUGAUCUUUGCGUCAAGUGUUAUAUGCGUCGGACGUAUUGUCAUCCACAUCGUCUCUUCUUGGAUAGUUAUGUCUUAUUACGAUCUAGGCGUAUCCACCAUCCUUUGCCGCCCGGCGAUCAAAACCUAGCCGAACAACAACCUUCGAGGAUGGGGUGGUGGAAUGCGUUGAGAGCAAUGGAAGUUGCACUUGCUGUUGGACAUCUCAGUGCUUUUUGCAUCAUUAUGUGAAAGAUCACUUUCUAUCUCAAAAUUUAUACAUUUUAUUUUGAUAUUUAAUUCUUUUAUACACAAUAAAACUUGCUUGAUUUUCUUUGCAUUUUUUUUUAAGAAAACAUAUAUAAAUUCAAGGCAACUGCAAAAACAAUAGUUUUUAAGCUCAUUAGAAUUUGUUUGACUUUUAGUAAGCUUGUUUGGAUCAGUUUGGAAAACUUUGGGUACAUGUAUAAAAUCCAUAUACUUUUUUUUUUUUGGUAGGAUAAAAUCCAUAUACUUUACAUGCAUGUAAUGAUGUAAAUCUUCAGUUUACAUGCAUGUUUAUCAACUCUGAGCAUGAGACCCGAGACCAUAUGUUAUAUGUCUGCGCGAAUUAAAUUUUGUGAUCUCCUCUAGGCAUAAACUUCAGCCAAACCUGUGGUAUUGAUUGGACAG
Messenger RNA from Arabidopsis lyrata subsp. lyrata, 1194 nucleotides. RefSeq lists its product as uncharacterized. Lineage: Eukaryota; Viridiplantae; Streptophyta; Magnoliopsida; Brassicales; Brassicaceae. The coding region runs from base 196 to 774 and encodes 192 amino acids. The record is from RefSeq and is a predicted model, not a curated record. The transcript is spliced from 3 exons. Gene Ontology annotation, molecular function: calcium ion binding.